Messenger RNA from Ylistrum balloti, 2210 nucleotides. RefSeq names its product bifunctional peptidase and (3S)-lysyl hydroxylase Jmjd7-like. The transcript is spliced from 8 exons. NCBI's taxonomy places the organism in Eukaryota, Metazoa, Mollusca, Bivalvia, Pectinida, Pectinidae. Gene Ontology annotation, molecular function: 2-oxoglutarate-dependent dioxygenase activity. Bases 115 to 1074 code for a protein of 319 amino acids. The record is from RefSeq and is a predicted model, not a curated record.
ACAUUGAACUAUGAUUUAAGACAGACUGGCGUGUUCUUCACGUCCCUUCUAAAAGAAACAUGUAAUUUUUACUAGAAUGAGACAGCAGUGAGACAUCUGUAGUGGCAUUACAUAAUGAGCGAUACUACAGACAUCCAUACUGGAGUUACAGAAUGCAUUAUGAACAUGGCCGAGGAAGCAAGGGAGUUGUACCUGGAUAAACAGGUGCCCGUUAUCAGCGCCCCCGUAUCACCACUAAGAUUUUACAGGGAACACGUAGCUUCCAAUAAACCCGUGGUCGUGGAAGGUGCACUCCAACACUGGCCGGCUCUAAAACUCUGGGAGGAAUCUUACUUCAGAAAGAAGAUCGGUGACGUGAACGUGUCUGUAACCGUCACACCCAAUGGAUACGCGGACGCCGUAACUGACGGGAAGUUUGUUAUGCCUGAUGAAAGAAAAAUGACAAUGUCCAAGUUUCUCGACGAGUUGGACGCACCAAAGAAAGACAAGGUGUUUUAUAUACAGAAACAAAACUCAAACCUGACAGAGGAAUUCUCCAGUAUCAUCAGUGAUGUUGACACUGAUAUUGACUGGGGCACCGAGGCGUUUGGACAGCCACCUGAUGCUGUUAAUUUCUGGAUGGGUGACGGCAGAGCAGUGACCUCAAUGCACAGAGAUCACUACGAAAACCUAUACUGUGUUGUGAGAGGAUGGAAGACGUUUAUCCUGAUACCACCGACCGAUCUAGCCUAUGUUCCUUAUGAAAUAUAUCAAAGUGCUUCUUAUCGGGAGAAUGAUCAAGGUGGAUUUGAAAUUGUCGACGACGAGGAAACUGGCAAGGUACCCUGGGUGGCGAUCGAUCCUGAGAGUCCGGACCUUGAUCGUUACCCCCAGUAUGGACAUGCACGACCCCUGAAGGUGACGGUACAUGCUGGUCAGAUGCUAUAUCUACCGUCCCUCUGGUUCCAUCACGUCAGUCAAUCCCACGGCUGUAUUGCAGUAAACUACUGGUACGACAUGCAGUUUGAUAUAAAGUAUAACUACUACAAGUUCCUGGAGAACGUAGCCAAUACUGUGUCAUCAAGCAGCACGUAACUCUCAGUUUGAGUACUGAGUCUCAUAACUACUGUGUCUACAAGUAUCACGUGACCCGCAGUCUGACUGGUGAGUGUCAUCAAAACUGAGUCUACAAGUAUCACGUGACCCGCAGUCUGAAUGGUGAGUCUCACAAAUACUGUGUCUACAAGUAUCACGUGACCCGCAGUCUGACUUGUCUCAUCAAAACUGAGUCUACAUACAUCACGUGACCCUCUGAUGAGCCUACAAGCAUCACGUGAUCCGCAGUCUGACUGGUGAGUCUCACAAAUACUGUGUCUACCAGUAUCACGUGACCCGCAGUCUGACUGGUGAGUCUCAUCAAAACUGAAUCUACAAGCAUCACGUGAUCCUUUGCCAGACUUGAGUUUCAUCAAUAAUGAGUCUACAUGCAUCACAUGAUCUUCCGAUGAGUCUACAAGUAUCACGUGAUCCUCAAAGUGACUGGUGCGUCUCAUCAAUACCGUGUCUUUUAAUAUCACAUCUAUCUGAUUGAGUCUACAAGCAUCACGUGACCCUCAGACUGUCUGGUGAUUUCCAUCAAUACUGUGUCUUCAAGCAUCAUGUGAUCCGCAGUCGGACUGGUGAGUCUCAUCGAAAUUGAGUCUGCCAGCAUCACGUGAUCCCCCGCCAGACUAGAGUUUCAUCAAUAAUGAGUCUACAAGCAUCACGUGAUUCUCCGAUGAGUCUACAAGCAUCACGUGAUCCUCAAAGUGACUAGUGUCUCUCAUCAAUACCGUAUUUAUUAACAUCACAUCUAUCUGAUUGAGUCUACAAGCAUCACGUGACUUUCUAGACUUUCUGGUGCCUCUCAUCAAUACUUUGUCUACAUCCAGACUAAUUGGUGGGUUUCAUCAAUACUGACUUUAGAUGUGUUUCAUCGAUACUGUGUCUACAGGCAUCACGUGACCAUGAGACUGACUGGUGCUUCUCAUUAAUACUGUGUCUAUAUUCAGACUGAUUGGUGAAUUUCAUUUAUACUGUGUUUAGAAGCAGCACGACAACUUCAGACUGACUGGAGAGUUUCACCAUUGUAUGUCAUAUUUGACUUGUAUUUUGAGUACAUUAAAGAUUUGUUGGCUUAGGACUGUGAUGUUUCUGUAUAAAUCUCUGGACAAUAAAGGAUUAACUUAUAA